AUGACUAUAGUUUAUGAAUAUAUUGAUUUGGAGAAAGAAACUUAUAACAUAACUGAUUAUACUGAAGAACAAGACUUAGAUAUGAUGAGAGAAAUUAUAGUAACUAUUCAAGAAUAUUUAGAAGAAGAAGAGGAGGAGGAGAAACUAGAGAAA
Ambispora leptoticha is the source of this 153-nucleotide messenger RNA. Lineage: Eukaryota; Fungi; Glomeromycota; Glomeromycetes; Archaeosporales; Ambisporaceae. The record is from the annotation of a GenBank genome assembly.